GCAGGGUCUUGCUAAGUUGCUCAGGGACUCAGUAAGUUCCUGAGACUGGCUUUGAACUUGUGGUCCUUCUGCCUACGCCUCCCCAGUCACUGGGAUCAUAGGUGUGCCCUGCCGCACUUGGCAGAUGGUAACCUUUUUGCAUAAAUGUUUUAAUUUGUCGUUGAAAAAAUGGAAACUUAAAAUCAUGCAGACCAGGUCACUUUUAUCACAAGUUCAUACCAACUGAGACAAAUUAGGGACAAAGCUUUUCAUUUCACCCAUGAUAGCAGAGGGUCCUCUCCUGCUGAGGUGCUCCAGGCAGCCUCUGGGACUCAGGAUGCAACUACAACAAAAGCACAUCCAUUCCUCUAGGGAACCUGUGGUGGCGGACAGGCCUUGGGGACCAGUCCCUUCUCUGAUCCACACAGAAGCCUUCAGGGCACUGGUUGCAGGAUGAGCCACUUGGGGUCCGACUUGGGGCUGCCAAACAGGCUCAUCUGACCCAUUCAGCUCAGUCCUGUCCAGCUUGAGGCCCAAAGCCUGCUGGAAAGGGCCAUUUUGGGGCCCUGGUCAGCGCUGGACGGAGGCAUUUUCACCUCACUGUCUCCUAGCUUUCUCUCCCCUCCCCCACCUUUCUUUCUCUGUUAGGGAUGGAACCCAGGUCCUUGCCCAACAAGAGAAAAGCCAUGUCCGCAGCAGAGCUGCCGCCAGCUGGCCACAGGGCAGAAUGUUUAGUCUCCUGGCUUCCUGUAAACAAGGGAGAAGAAACCGUACUGAUUCUUCCCAAGUGGCCAGGAGUCACGACUGCCCAGCACUCCCAGAGUCCCUGAAAAUGCAGGACCCAGGCACCACCCAGCAAGGUCCCCGCAGGUCGGGCCUAGACAGGCUGUGUGUGGGGUGCAGAGUCUGCAGCCCUGUGUGAGGCCCAGUGGACACUGAGGCAGAGAGAUGCUUCCAGGCAGGGUGGUCUGCAGCCUGUGGCUCAAGCUUUGCACCUUGAGGGGGUCCGACACACCUGUUGACUGGACUCUGUUGGCUGGGGCCCAGCUAAUGAUGGAGCACUGCCUCUCCUCCCUGCCUGCAGGGCUGGCCAGUCUCAGUCCUGUUAUUUAGGCCUCCAGGGGCCACCUGGAGCAUCUCACCAGUGGGAUGUUGAGCUUCAUCUCCGACUCAUGUCCUAUCCCCCAGUACCUUGGAAUGAGACUUUUUUGGGGGGAGAGGGGCAGUAUUUAAGAUUGAACUCAGGAGAACUCUGCUGCUAAGCUAUAUCCCCAACUGUGCUUUGAUAUGGUUUUUUGUUGGUUUGAGUCAGGGUCUUGCUAAGUUGCCCAAACUGACCUUGAGCUUGCAUCCUCCUGCUUGGCCUCCUGAGUCCCUGGGGUGACAGGCGUUUGCCACCAUGCCCAGCUAGAAUGUGAACUUAUCUAGAAACAGGGUCACUGUUCCUGUAAUUGGUUAAGAUGAGGUCAUACUGGAGUAAGGUGGCCAUAAGUCCAUUAUGGCUGCUGGCCCUGUGAGAAGGAGAUUUAGCCAGGUGCGGUGGUCCGGGCCUGUAACCCCAACCACUCAGGAGGAUGAGGCAGGAGGAUCAAAAGUUCAAGACUAGUCUUGGCAGCUUAGUGAGAUCUUGUCUUAAAAAAAAAAAAAAAAAAAAAAAAAGGCUCAAUGGUAAAGCACCCUAGGUUCAAGCCCCAGCACAGCCAUCAAAACAAAACAAAACAAAACAAAACGCGAGGUACUGACAGCCUGCCAGGGCUGGGCUGAGGGUCACACCACCCCACAUAGUCCCUUCACUAGGGACACAGACUGGACACCACCUUCAAUGUGAACAGUUUCUGGCAGCAUUUCAGAACCCAGAGAAGGUAUGGCAGGCAGGAUCCUGGUCUUGGAGCGCCCAGCCUGGGGAGCAGGUCCAUGUGGACAGAGCCAUCAAGGCAGCUCCCAGGAAACCACAGCACCAGAAGCUGAUGAGGAAGUGACAGGUGGAGAUGGCUAGGCCUGGCCUCCCCCACAGCAGACAGACCAGUGCUCCUCGGAUGUGGGGAGGCCCUCCCUCUCCAGGAGGCAGAGGCCACUCAUCCCCAGGUGCUUGGGCCUCCUUACAACCUUGGCACCUACCUUGCCCUUGAGCCCACACCUGAGGCCUUCUUCAUGGGCCCUGUCCUUCUCCUGCCCUCUGUUAAAGCACCUUCUAGGUCCAGCUGUGGGGCAGGGAGCGGUGGCCAGGAAGGAUCUGACCCCUUUGGCCGGACACAACGACAGGCAUGACCACGCAGCUUUAUAUAGCUCCGCAGACACUAUAUAAGCCGGAAGCAAAGUCUCAUCAGAAGAACCUGCACGCUGACCUGGUCUGGCUGGAACACUCCUCACCCCAGUGCAGUCGGGUCCCCAGGGGGCAGCCCACCCCAGCCCCCAGGAUGCCCAGCAGAACAGUACGAUAUGCCCGCUACAGCCCCCGGCAGCGGCGCCGGCGAAUGCUGGCUGACCGAAGUGUGCGUUUCCCUAAUGACGUCCUCUUCUUGGACCACAUCCGCCAGGGUGACCUGGAGCAGGUAGGGCGUUUUAUCCGGGCUCGGAAAGUCUCCCUGGACACCAUCCACCCCUCAGGUCUAGCUGCUCUGCAUGAAGCAGUGCUCUCUGGAAACCUGGAGUGUGUAAAGUUGCUGGUCAAAUAUGGGGCUGACAUUCACCAGCGUGACGAGACGGGGUGGACACCUCUGCACAUGGCCUGCAGUGAUGGGUACCCUGACAUCGCCAGGUACCUCAUCUCUCUGGGGGCAGACACAGAUGCAGCCAAUGACGAUGGGGACCUGCCCUCUGACCUCAUUGACCCGGACUUUAAGGACCUGGUGGAGCUCUUCAAAGGAACCAGGAUGGACUGAGUUGGAGCUGCACUCCAGGGCUCCUGCCUCCUGGAGAAGGGGCCUGCACCCUGUUCCAGGGAACAGGGCAUUCUUCAUUUGUGGCUCAGGGCUGCCACUGGGCUGGCCAGGACUGGUCCUCAGGCGAGACCCCUGUCCCCUACACCCAUGUCUCUGGCUUGGCUUAAUCACCAGGUGAAAUUUUUUUGUGGUGCUGGGGCUCAAAGCAGAUCCGCACACGUGGUAGGCAAGUGCGCUGUCACGCAGUGGCGUCCCAGCCCUCUAGGUGGAUUUUUUAUUGUGACACUUUGUACUUUUUCAAUAAACGUGAUUCCCAAGCCUG
Molecule: messenger RNA, 3183 nt
Organism: Ictidomys tridecemlineatus (thirteen-lined ground squirrel)
Lineage: Eukaryota; Metazoa; Chordata; Mammalia; Rodentia; Sciuridae
Gene: Ppp1r27
Product: protein phosphatase 1 regulatory subunit 27
Molecular function (GO): phosphatase binding
Source: RefSeq, a predicted model, not a curated record